Messenger RNA from Elaeis guineensis (African oil palm), 1601 nucleotides. The record is from RefSeq and is a predicted model, not a curated record. NCBI's taxonomy places the organism in Eukaryota, Viridiplantae, Streptophyta, Magnoliopsida, Arecales, Arecaceae.
AUCCUACUUUGUAUCAAAUUUUAGUGAAGGUUAUUUAGAAAAAUAAGGCAAUAUUCAGAUGCCUUAUAAACCAUGCUUCAAUUUCUUUCUUAUUUUUUUCUUUUUUGUUUUGAUAAAAUUCUUUUUUCUUUUCUCACAAACCGAGUUUGAGUUUGGGAAACUGGCGAAGGGACUGCUGCUCUGCUUCUCCACCCUCCUGAGCUAGGCCAAUUCCAAUCCCAUCUCACAAAACCUUCAGGCCCAACCUCCUAAACUCCCUCCUUGGAACCUUCGCUAUUGAACUCUUUGAAACAGUUAUUUUGGAUCAUACGAUUCACUGAAUGUGCGGGAGUUGCGGUGAUUUGGUUGUUCUGCUGAUCAUCGGUUCGGAAAAAUGCCUGAGAGAGAUUUGGUUGUUGGAAGCAAUCUCAAUCAUUUCGGCGAUGCUACGGGAUGGGCAAGUGGCGUCUGGUGAUUCGGCUGCGAGCAUGUGCCUCCUUGGGGGUGUUGAGGUGUGUGCACUCAAUACUUGAUUAAGAGUUGCAUUGGCGUUGAUUUCUUGGUGGAUAAUGCUCUGGUUAAUCUUGAUACCAAGUGUGGAGAUGUGUGUCUGUCUUGUAAGGUGUUCAGUAGGAUUUCCAAAAGGAUUUGGUGUCUUGGAGGAUUAGGUUGGAUGGAGAUCCAUUUAUCUGGAUUGUGCAAUUAAUGCAGAGCUCUUUGGGAAUUGGAUUCCUGUUUAUUUCUAAAAGCUACUGAAGAUUCACUAUCAUAUAGAUUGUUUAGAUCGAGAACAAUAUGACCUUUAAAGGAUCUUAUUAGCUGUACAGAAGCAAUGAAUAUCCAACCAGGAAUUGUUCUAGAACUACAACUAGUUCAGAACCUCCUGAGUGUUUACAACAAUAUUUUGUGUCAGGUAACACAUGCUACUCUUUUGAUCUGCACAAAUGGGCCUUGCCUAUGUCUUUCCCAUUAUUUCCCAUUCUUUGUCAUCAUUUUGCAAGGGAAUGUCAUUGGUGCGUACUGUUGUCCACAGCCUUUUCUUUGGCCACACAGGGAGAGGAUUAUAUCAAUGGUUCAAGCCAGUCUACAUGUCCAAGAGUCACAUCUUAACGAGAUUCUGGAUUGUUCCUUCAAUUAUUGGGUUCCAAUUGUUAAUCCUUUUUCUUCUCUUUCCAGGAGGAAUGAUCAGGGAAAGGAAACAGGCAAUGCUUAUUGUUUCUUGAUUAUCCAACAAGUAGAAACAACGGGUAACUCAAUAAAGGAUGAACAGCUGGAUAUAAUUCGUUCGACACAGAAUGCAAGAACUGAGGUGUAAGAGGAUAUUCUUUGAGACAAACAAAGAGGUGGGCUUACAAGGCUCUUGAUGACAAAUCGGCACUCAAUUGGAAUUGCUUCCAGAUAGAGGGAAAAUUGGUGAAUGGGAAGAUGAUUUCUUAGUGUUGCAAGUUGUAAGUUCAAAAAAUGUAUGGCUAGUGUUGAAAGAGGCUUAAACAUCACUGUAUCGCCAUGCAUGGCUACGAUGGAGCAUGCUUAACCAUUGAGUUUACAGAGUUUAGAAGCUUAUAUGAGAACAAAGUUUUCAGUUAAAGUUUUAAGAAGUUAUCCCUUUGCCAUUCCAGCCA